CCAGCAACAGAAGCUCCUGUGACAAUGAGGACGAAACAGAAGCGACGAGUGUGCAUCCUCCUUCCCAACAAGCAGCACCUGGACUGUACCGUGACAGUGAAAUCCAGAGCCCAGGAGGUGUUGAACAGCGUUUUGAAGCAGCUCGGCGUCCCUGAUCUCUUCAUCUUCGGCCUGGCUGUUCUCAGAGAUAAUGAAUAUCUCUUUCUUGAUUUGGGCCUGAAGUUGAGCAAGUACUUUGGCAAAAGAUGGAACAGAAGCUCAAUAACAGUCCCAUUCAUCGUAUUUCUGAGGGUGCAGUAUUAUAUAGAGAAUGGGCAGCUGAUAUUGAGCAGCAAAGUGCAGCAGCUCUACUACACUGAGCUGAGGCAGAAGGUCCUGCGCUCGCAGAGCCGCCAGCAGGAAGCUCUGUUCUUCCAGCUCGCAGCUUCUGCUCUUCAGGCUGAUGUUGGAGAUCAGGGGGGGAGGGAUGGGAGUGAAGAAGAGGAGGAGAGAUGUUACUUCCUUCCUGAAGAUUACUUCCCCUCCUGGCUGAUUAAACGUCGAGGGCGAGAAUACCUGCUCCAGCACUGCCCUGCGCUGCACGGCGACCUGAGAGGUGUGACACGCAGCCAGGCCAUGCUGCAGUUUAUCAAAGAGGCCGGCGGCCUGCAGGACGGACCGGUCACCUUCUACAGGAUGAGACAGAAUAAAAGAGAGCGGAGAAGUUCCAUCCUUCUUGGGGUGGUGGUGACAGGAGUCCAUAUUUACGAGGAGGUGGAAGGGAAACUGUGUCUGUUGUACGAUCUUUCUUGGACCAACAUCGAUCGUUUCACCUUCCAGGUUGUGGCCCUAAAAACACAACAACAAGGCAGACGGUUUGAAGUCGCUGCUGUUGGGUCCCUGUGUCUCCCUGAGCUGGUGUUUUACACUCACUCUGCCUUCCACUCCAAACACGUGCUGAGGCACCUCACCGACAGCCACCGGCGGCACAUCGACACCAGAGACGCAGUCAGCUACAUCCAGCAGCUGGAGGACAUGGAGGCCAGCCGCUUCUACAAUGAGGCCUACAUCUGUGACACAGCAGACCUGAGACAGCGGCUUCAAACCGACAACCUCACGUCCUCCAUGUCUGACUGCAGCGCUGCAGCGGGAACAAGCAAGGCCUGGUCCGAAGAGGAGAGGGAAGAGGAGGCGGAGGAAGAUGAAGAGUAUUUCACAGAAUUUGAGUUGUGCGUUGAUGAACCAGAGGAGGUUUUCGUUGAUGACCCAGCGGAGGUGUCCUGGCUGGCUGAGCUGAUCCACGUUUUGUCUGUCGAUGGAGCCGUAGUGUGCCCUUCCUCUUGGGAAGCCAUCACCAUGGAAGUGAAGUAGGUGAGGAAACUGCUGAUCUCUCUCUGACUGAUUGUUUCAGCCCAUCGUCAAAGUGUGUGAUGCUUUGCAGGUUCUGAGGAGAAGAGAUGACGAAGGAGUUUCUAUGAACUAACGUGAAGCCAGAGGAGAAACUGACUGUAAACUCUUUUUAAAGUGCUAUAAAUAAAGUAUAUUCUUUGUAUUACUAUAUGAACAUAUAUAUGUCUUAUGUAGUAUUUUACAGAGUAAAUUCUACAUUAUACACAUUAUCUAAAUGUUGUGUAUGAUUGUUUUCCAGUUUGUAAAU
Molecule: messenger RNA, 1636 nt
Organism: Platichthys flesus (European flounder)
Lineage: Eukaryota; Metazoa; Chordata; Actinopteri; Pleuronectiformes; Pleuronectidae
Product: FERM domain-containing protein 6-like
Exons: 12
Coding region: 25-1350 (441 amino acids)
Biological process (GO): positive regulation of hippo signaling
Cellular component (GO): cytoplasmic side of apical plasma membrane; cytoskeleton
Source: RefSeq, a predicted model, not a curated record